Xiphophorus maculatus (southern platyfish) is the source of this 1314-nucleotide messenger RNA. It is a transcript of the gene pex10, whose product is annotated as peroxisomal biogenesis factor 10. The transcript has 6 exons. The record is from RefSeq and is a predicted model, not a curated record. Gene Ontology annotation, molecular function: zinc ion binding. Lineage: Eukaryota; Metazoa; Chordata; Actinopteri; Cyprinodontiformes; Poeciliidae. Gene Ontology annotation, cellular component: peroxisomal membrane. The coding region runs from base 138 to 1109 and encodes 323 amino acids. Gene Ontology annotation, biological process: protein import into peroxisome matrix.
AAGUGACAUCAAACCACUCCGCUGUGUCCGGAUACAAACCGGAGACUCUCCAACAUGUUCGCCCCGCUACACGGGCGUUAUGCCCGGAGGACCUGACUGUGUUGCAGUGAACCUUCCCGCCUGAGGUUCGGGUUAAGAUGCCUCUGGCUCCUGCAAACCAGGCCCAGCUGAUCCGGUCCAGUCAGAAGGAUGAAUUCUACCGGAGCCUCCUGAGGAACAGCGCUAACGAAGCCUGUCAGAGUGUCGCAGGAUCCAAACACUGGCUGGACUGGAGGAGAGAGGUGGAGCUGCUGUCAGACUUGGCUUACUAUGGUUUAACCACGCUCUCAGGUUAUCAGACUCUGGGCGAGGAGUAUGUGGGGAUCGUCCAGGUGGAUCCCUCCCGGCGGCAGAUCCCGUCCCGGGCCAGGCGCUGCCUCUUCGUCCUCUGUCACGCCUUUGUGCCGUACCUCCUGGAGAAGGCCCUGGUGUGUCUGGAGAACGAGCUGGAAGGCGGGCCGGAGGCGCGGCGGCGCCAGGCAGCGUCGGGGGCCUGGAGCCUGGAGCACUGGCUCCGGAGGGCGGCGCAGAGCGCGGUGGGGCUGCUGACGGAGCGGCAGAGGAAGGCCUGCCAGCCGGCCGUGUUUGUGAUCCAGCAGAGCCUGGCCCUGCUGCACCGACUCCAUGUUGCUCUCUUCUACGUCAGCAGCUCCUUCUACCACAUGUCCAAGAGGGCAGCUGGAAUCGGCUACCUGUGUGUGGCGGGGCCGAACGCUGAUGACUCGUCCAUCAGGAGAAGCUACCGGCUGCUGGGUUGCGUAUCUUUCCUCCAGCUGCUCGUCACUCUGAGUCUGCAGCUCAACAACCUGAGGCAGAGGCAGAGAGCCAGGCAGGAGUGGCAGCUCUACAGGAGCCUCAGUCCUCGGCACCCAGCGAGCUCCGCCUCCGCGUCCCGACCUGCGCGCUGCAUCCUCUGCCUGGAGGCGCGCAGGAACUCCACCUGCACCCCCUGUGGACACCUGUUCUGCUGGGAGUGCAUCGCCGAGUGGUGCAACACCAAGGCAGAGUGUCCUUUGUGUCGGGAGAAGUUCCUGCCUCAUAGACUGGUGUUUCUAAGGAACUACAGCUAGACUUGCGGCUGGACCACACACGGCUGAACUGAAGCUCGUCCUAAUUUGUGUAUUCAGUCGUCAUGGAGACCAGAACCUUCCAGCCUGCUGAAACUUGUCCGUCUGUCCUAAGGAGAGCAGGACACGUUUGGAUUGUAUCAAUCAGAUGAUGUAAAUGUCGAUAUCUGGGAAUUCCAGCGGUGAUUUAAAUGUUUUAACUUCAUCA